Messenger RNA from Heterostelium album PN500, 741 nucleotides. Its product is annotated as nucleoside deaminase. Gene Ontology annotation, biological process: purine nucleoside catabolic process. The record is from RefSeq and is a predicted model, not a curated record. Gene Ontology annotation, molecular function: guanosine deaminase activity. Bases 1 to 741 code for a protein of 246 amino acids. The transcript is spliced from 4 exons. Lineage: Eukaryota; Evosea; Eumycetozoa; Acytosteliales; Acytosteliaceae.
AUGAAAUAUUUAUUACUUGCAGUUGUUAUUCUUUGUAUCACUUUGGUUCAAGGUCAAACCAAUACACCAUGUACUCCAGAGGUUGGAUAUUCUCCAUGUCCACGUUGUGUUUACAGAACUCAAGAUGCCAGAGAUGAGUGUUAUAUGAGAAUAGCACUUGCAUUUGGUGUUACAUUGAACAGAGAACGUCCAUAUGGUGCAAUCAUUGUUAAUCAUGUUAGCAACAACAUCUCUUGCUAUGGUGUUAAUUCUGGUAAUGAUAACGUCCUCAGUCACGGAGAAAUAGCUGCUUUUAAUAAUUGUACUAAAUUGUACCCAAGUCCAACCGGAAAUGAUCGUACAAAUCCAGGUAUUAACUGGGCAAAUCAUACAUUAUAUACCUCUGCUGAGCCAUGUCCAAUGUGCGCAGCUGCUUCUGUAUGGAGAGGUCUUGGCCGUAUGGUAUAUGGAACAGAUAUUCCAACACUUGCCCGUAUUGGUUCGAAGCAAAUUACCAUUAGAACCAGAGAGAUUUACAGUAACAGUAUCUUGUCUCUCUUUAAGACUGGUGCUCAAGGUGUCCAAGGUUCCAACUAUGUUCCACUAUUGAAAGAGUCUGUUUUGAAAGAAGAAUGUGACAGAGCCUUCUACACUGCUUUUGGUUAUGCAUACCCACCAGUUGGUUACAAAGCCUGUGAAGAUGUCUUUGCUAACGAGUACGGACAAUGUGGUCAUGAUCAUGGUUAUGGUUUCAAUCAAUAA